Messenger RNA from Varroa destructor (honeybee mite), 3022 nucleotides. RefSeq names its product Lysine demethylase 2 (gene Kdm2). Lineage: Eukaryota; Metazoa; Arthropoda; Arachnida; Mesostigmata; Varroidae. Gene Ontology annotation, molecular function: zinc ion binding; protein binding; DNA binding. The record is from RefSeq and is a predicted model, not a curated record.
UGUCGAGAUACGAAGGAAGAUUAUUGAUGAUGUUGUAUUGUCGAUCCACUGCAUUCUGCUAUUCUGGAGUGUUUUAUCGUGUUAAAGAGCGCAAACAUUAUACGGAUGACCUCGGCGAUGAGUUUCUCGAUGGCGGUCGCACAUUCACUAUCGAAGAUAAGCUCACUGCGCCUGAAUUCGGUGCUUAUUUUGUCAAGGAGAUGGCAUCAGGAGCGGAUUUUUCGCUUGCCUACUUCCAGGAGCACGGGUUCGAGGAGCCCUUACUCUUCAAAGACAAAACCAACCUCGGAAUGCGACUUCCAUCAGAGAAGUUCAACGUGAACGAUGUCCGUAUGUGCGUGGGUUCUCGUCGCCGCCUUGACGUAAUGGACGUCAUCACGCAAAAGAAUAUCGAGAUGACAAUGAAGGAAUGGUGCAAAUACAUGAACACGCCGGCACCGAAACGGGAUCGUCUGCUAAACGUCAUAUCGCUUGAGUUCUCACAUACGAAGCUCGAGAACUAUGUUGAAUCCCCGACGGUAGUUAGACAGGUGGACUGGAUUGAUGUAGCAUGGCCAAGACACUUAAAGGAAUCACAAACCGAAGCCACGAAUUCGCUGGACGAUAUGAAAUAUCCCAAAGUGCAGAAAUAUUGCCUCAUGUCCGUGGCGGGUUGCUAUACAGAUUUUCACAUCGAUUUUGGUGGAACAUCCGUGUGGUAUCACAUACUUUGGGGCAAGAAAAUAUUCUGGCUAAUACCGCCUACGGAAACGAACCUCAAACUUUACGAGAGUUGGGUCCUCUCUGGUAAACAGGGCGACAUCUUUUUUGGCCAGUCAGUGGAAAAAUGUGCCCGGAUUGAGCUGAAUGCUGGUGAAACCUUCUUUAUACCAACCGGUUGGAUACACGCCGUGUACACGCCUGUCGAUACCCUCGUGUUCGGCGGGAAUUUUUUGCACUCGUUCGGUAUUGAGAAGCAACUGCGCAUCUCUCAGAUCGAAGACACAACCCGGGUUCCCCACAAAUUCCGCUACCCCUUUUACACUGAAAUGCUCUGGUACGUCCUCCAACGAUACGUCAUGUGCCUGACAGGACGAAAUCAUUUAUCCUGUGAUGAGGAAGGCAAACCCGUUUCAAUUAAUUGCCUCCUAGCGCCCAAACCACGCCCAGAGAUGGAGUCGGUCCGACUCACCCGCCGCGAACUGGUCGGCCUGUCACUAAUCGUUGACCAUGUUCAACGAUUGCCACUGGCAAAACGAGGUUGCCCUGAUCUGCUGCGCGAUCCGAACGCACUACUGCAGGAUGCUAGCCAUGUGAUCGCUCUCCAUUUGUCCGAUGACGCCCGCUUAGCGAUCACGGGUCAACCCGUCCUGACGUGGCCAGAAGGGGCUGUUAAAAGGCGUCCACUUAUCCUGCAAACGAGUGGAGGCCCGAAAAGGCCACAGGCUGCCCCGCGAACUCCUAAAGGCCAGCAAAGACAGGCUGAUAAGGACCAGGAUAAGGCGCGUCGAAGGAGAACCAGAUGCCGCAAGUGCGACGCGUGCCUUCGCACCGAUUGUGGGGACUGCCACUUCUGCAAGGAUAUGCGAAAAUUUGGCGGGCCCGGUCGCAUGAAGCAGUCGUGUCUGGCUCGCCAAUGUAUGGCGCCGGUGCUGCCACAUACGGCGCAGUGCACUCUUUGCAAAACGGAGCGGCCAAACCAGUUAGCUCCCCCCGGGGUUCCUCCACCAGAUGACGGCGAAGUUCCGCCCGGCCAGCUGAUGGAAUGCGUCCAGUGUUGGGAGAUCGUACAUCCAGACUGUCUUAUUAAUGCACACCCGGAGUUCACUCUUAGUGACGGACUGCUCAACGAGGAUCUACCGAAUAGUUGGGACUGCCCGAAAUGCUGCCGCGAAGGAAAACCCGAACAAGCUAAGACACGCCACACGAAAGGGGGUGGCGGAAAAGGAAACCCCCGCGUGACACCAUUUGUUCGCUACGACGAAUCGCCGCCAGAGAAGAAGCUGAAACUUGAAGAUGGCCCCGCUACCCAACCGGCUAGCGGUCAGCGACAGAGUGUGCUUGAAAACCUCAGCAACAAAAUUCAUCCGAUCACGCCCAAAUGUGUCGUUCGACCCGUUUCUUAUCUGGAGACUCCUCUAUCUACUGCAAGCGCUCCAGGUACCGUUACCCGCGAAGGUCUCGUGUACAAUCCUCAGGUAAUCCUACCAAUUAUGCAAUUGCUCAGCGUCCGUGAUCUUCACGUUUGUGCUCAGGUCUGUAAGCGGUGGAACGAGUUAUCUCUCCAUCCGUCGCUAUGGAAACAUAUGGACCUCGCCAAGAACCGUCUUACAAGCAAAUCCCUUGUAGCUAUUGUACGCCGCCAGCCAGCGCUGCUAAACGUCUCGUGGACUUCUCUAAGCCGCGACCAAAUGGAUUGGCUUUUACCACGCAUACCUGCCACAAAGGGGCUUUACGUGCGUGGUCUGGCUAUAGCUUCUCUAAAGGCAUUAAAUGCUGAGCAGGGUCCUCAAUUGAGGUUUCUCGAUCUGUCCUGGGUGGAUGGAUUGGAUGACGAACGCUUGAAGGAAUUGCUCCUCCCUGAGCCGCCUGGUGGAGACAAACAUGCAUCUGCGUUGGCCGACUCCAACAAUAAAAGAGGAAUUGACAAGCGAGACCGGUGUUGGCCUCGACUACGGGCUCUGUCCGAGCUCAAACUUUGUGGUAACCCCAUCACAGACUCGGGCGUUCGCAGUGUGUGUCAAUAUCUUGUCAAUCUUCAACAACUGGAUUUAUCUAAUUGUAAUCGUGUCACCGACUUGUCGCUGAUGAUGCUUGCAUCGAAGCUGCACAGCAAGCUCAUGCGGCUCGUCGUGUCGCACUGUCCCCAAGUGACCGACGCUGGACUAGAAGCUCUUAAGAUGUGUACGAAGCUCGAAUGUAUUGACGCCCGAGGAUGCUCCAAGGUCACUGAGGAUGGUAUCAAACGUCUCCUGGUCUGCAUGCCAAGUCUCAAUUCAAUUCGUGAAGGAAAGCUCGUCACCGCUAAAUAGACUACAGCAUG